Molecule: messenger RNA, 4584 nt
Organism: Closterium sp. Naga37s-1
Lineage: Eukaryota; Viridiplantae; Streptophyta; Zygnematophyceae; Desmidiales; Closteriaceae
Source: the annotation of a GenBank genome assembly
AUGGCAUCGCUAGUACCAUCUGCGUGCCACUCCACAGCGCUGACACGUGGCCAUUCCACGGCGGCUCUUCGCAUUGACAGCAGCACUACAGGCACGUGCACGUCGCUCGCCGUGGCGACCACCAUGCCUGCACGCCCGCACGCACUCUCCUGUUUCUGCGCGUCCCCAUUCCUCCGCCGCUCCCCGUCUCUUGGCCACUCCAACGGCCAUAGUCCGUCGCUCGGUGCGAGUCAUGGUGUCCCGCGCCGCUGGAGCUUCUCUUGCUCUGCUACUGCGCGCGAAGCGGGUGGCGAGGCGGCGGAAGUUGGUGUCACGAGCAGCUCCGCCCUUCCCGCCUCGUCUCACGAGCAUCAUGAGCUCGCCGGCGUCAUCGCCGCCCGGCCCGCCGCGGGGCCGGGCACAGGCUUGGAGGAGACCAACGUGGGGCACGAAAGUACUCGAGCCGCGGCGCAGGUGGCGACAGCGUCGCUGUCGCAGGCUCUGCUGCGACGGUCGUCGCGGACUGUGGCGACUGUGAGCGCUGCGGCCGCCACAGCGGGACGGCCAGGAGCUCGCAUGACAGGGGCGCUGCGAGGCAAGGGAGGAGUGGUGGUGGCAGUUGUGCUGGCUGUGGCUGGCAUAGCUACACUGGUGAUGAGGGAGCACCAGCACCAGCAUGAGCACGAGCAUGAGGAACAUGGCAACGAGUGCGAGUUGUGUGGCGGGUAUGGGCUACACUGCUGCACGUUAUGCAAGGGCACGGGCUUGAUUCGCUGGGAGGGAAAGUUCGACCGCAAUGAUCCGUGUUCGGCCUGUGUAGGCGAAGGGUGUUCCAAGUGCCCAGAAUGUGGAGGAGUGAAAAUACGCAGGGCUGGUCGCACAUCGUCGCACCGUCGCACCCCUUUCCUUCCCCUCCGCUCCUUCCGGAAUCCGCUUUUCGCUCCGCUGCCCCCGUCUCGUCCCUGCGCUCUCCGCGCAUCGAAGGCGGGCAGCGACGCGCCUCUCAGCGACUCCACGGGCGGGGAGGGCCAGCAGCCGCGGAAGGACGCAGAACGAUCCUCGGGGGCGGAGUUUCCGCCAGGCGCGCUCAACGGGGCGAGCAGGCCCGGAGCGGGUGGCGGAGGCGGCGGCGGUGAUGUUGCGGUGACGUGGGGCGAUGGGCAGAAGAAGGACGUUUCCGGGGGAUGGAGCGAUCCGUCGGAUCUAGACCAAUCACGAUCGUCGGCGGGUAACCCGCCAGGCCUUCCCGAGUUCGCGGCGGGCUUCGUUCUGCUGCUGGGGCUCGGCGCGCUUGCCUUCGCCGGCUUGCACAAACGAGGUGCGUUGCUGCUCUCGCCUGCCCUGUGCACCAUCACCAGUCACCCGAUUCAUCCCGUUGCCACUCUUAAAAGUGCUCGCGUGUACAUCUUCGCAAGUAUCGCCAUCGUCGGCGCCAGCAGCAGGCCAGUGAAUCCUAAACCCACGCCCGCCGUCGUUUCUCCCCCCCCCCCAGUGUCCUCUGCAGGCCGUACCAGUGCUCCCAAGCCGCCUGAAGCGGCGGUGGUCGGCACGCUGCUGCCGUCCUCCGCUCAACCCAGCCCGUCGGGCCAAGCACCAACCACCGAUGCGUCUGCUGCUACUGCUGCUGCCCCCGCGUCGGCCCUGAGUGGUUCUGAGGGGUCAGGCAGCGAGAAAAGGGGGGAGACGGGCGCGGAGAGGCAGGCGGGAGGAGAGGGAGAAUCAGGAGCGAAAAGGGCAGUGAGCGCGGAUGGGGCAGCAGGAACGGGAGGAAUGGGGGAUGCGGCAUCGAGCAGGGGCGUUGACCCGUCACUGAACGACCUGCUGCUGCCGUCGCAGAUCGUGGCUGCUGCCACUGUCGCUGCUGACACGCCCCCGCCCCUCCCCUUCGCCAUCACCCUGCCGCACCCCGGCACCACCACUGGCGCCGCCGCUGCUGCUGCUGCUGCUUCCAGUGAGGCAGCGGGCAGGCAGCAGGGCGAAGAGAAGCAGGCCUUGCGUGGCGAGGCGGCAGAGCAGGCGGGGAGCAAGGCGCAGGGGCUGGAGCAGCUGCUGUCGGGGAACCAGGGGGAGGCGGGCGCGGCCCUGAGCGCGCUGGGAGUGGGCGGCGGGGCGGAGGAGGAGGGGGAGGACGUGGUGGGGCCGUUCGCGGCGGAGAUGGCGGAGUCAGUGUCGGAGCUGCGCCCAUGGCUGGAGGCCAUGCAGGCGGAGCAGGCGGGAGAGGGCGCGGAGGGGGGGGAGGCGGGGGAGAAGGCCAUGGAGGGACGGCGUGAGGGGGGAGGAGAAGUGGAGGGAGCGUCUCGAGAGAAAGCGGAUGGGGGAGGUAAAAAGGGUGAGGGAGUGGCGACAGCAGAGGACGUGACGUUGAGUGGAGUGCCGGCUGUUGCGAGCGUUGCUGAUUCCGACCCUGCAGCUGCUCCCGCUCCUGCUGCUGUGCCUUCUCCUCCGCCUGCGGCAGCAGCAGCUGACAGCGCGAGCAGCAGUGCAGGCGGUGCCAGCCCCAUGCCAUGGGGCAUGGCGGUGUUUGUGCCUGCGCCGCUCAGCGCCGCGCCCCCUGCAGCAGGCGGGGCGGGUGAGGCGAGGGCGGGGCAGGUAGUGGUGCGUGCAGCCGUGGACAGCUCGCAGCACACGGCGCUGGAGGCGCUGCAGGCGCUGGAGGUGCGGGGGGAGGGGGGGGGGGGGGAGGGGGUGGGGGGAAAGGGAGUGGAGGGAAUGGAUGUUGGCAAGGAUGGUGGGGGGGUUGAAAGGGUGAUAGAGGAGGGUGUGGACGCGGCGGGCAUCUGCUCUCGCAGGGAGUUCGCUCGCUGGCUGGUGCACGCCUCCAACACACUGUCGCGGGCGGCAUCGGAUCGCAUCUACCCCGCCAUGUACGUGUAUGGCUCCACCGCACUCGCCUUCGAUGACGUGCCCGCCUCUGACCCCGACUUCCCUUACAUUCAGGGGCUGGCAGAGGCAGGGCUGAUCGCCAGCAAGCUUUCUCAUGCGGACCUGGGCUGCCCGCGUGCCGCUGCUGCUGCGCGCCGCAGGGGGUGCAGUGCUGGGGCCAGUGCUGCCUUCCGCCCUGACUGUGCGUUGACUCGUCAGGACCUCAUUUCCUGGAAGCUCUCCCUGGACUACCACAACAUGAUGCCACUGCAGCCCAAGGAGGACGUGGUAGCAGUGGUGGGGUUCAUAGACGCGGAGAGGGUGGACGAGGAUGCCCUGCCUGCCAUCGCACAGGACGUGCUCAGAGGCGACAGGAGCAUCAUUGCUGCUGCCUUCGGCUUCACGCGGCGCUUUGACCCGCACAAGCCAGUGACGCGCGGGCAGGCAGCAGUGGCGCUGGCGGGGGGCGGGGUGAGCGAGGUGGUGGCGGGGGAGAUGGCACGCGUAGAAGCAGAGCACAUAGCCGAGGCGGCCAUGGCUGUGGUGCAGGAAGAGGCAGCAGCCGCGGCAGCGGCAGAGGCAGCAGUGCUGGCAGCAAAGGAAGAGGCGGUGGCGGCGGAGAGGAGGCGCCGGGAGGAGGCAGAGAGGGCGGCAGAGGCUGCUGUGGCGCGGGUGGAACGGAUUGAGACAGAGCUGCAGACGGAAAAGGAGGAGCUGGAGCAGCAGCGAGAGGUGCUGGCAGGGAUGAGGGCGGAGGCACGGCGAGAGAAGGAGGAAGCGGAGGCAGCAUUGGAGCAGCAGAGGCAGGAGGUGGAGAAGCAGAUUAGCAAGGUAGAGCAGGAGCGGAGGACAGCAGAGGAAGCACUUGCUGAGGCGAGGGCUGCUGCUGCUGCUGCCGCUGAAGAAGCAGAGGAGCUGCGAGUGGAAAAGGAGCAACUGGAGGCAAAGAGGCAUGUGACAGAGGAGCAGGCACAGCUGGUGCAGGACGCAGCGGAGGAGCUGCAACGGGCUCGCCUGCAGCUGCAGCGCAGGUGGCAGCAACAGAACGACAUAAGGGGAGGGGAGGAUGGGAGCAGCGUGGAUGGUGCAGGCAUAGGAACAGAUGAUGGUGGUGUAGGGGAAGGGAAGGAUGGCAGCAUAGCAGUGGAAGCGUCAGAGGAGGAGAAGCAGUUGCUUGAGCGAGUGGCUGGGAUUCUAGCCAGGAAGCAAGCAGCAGAGAGGGAGAACGGUGGGGGCUUUGCCUUUGGAUGGAGCCCUGACGCUGCGGUAGUGAAGGCCAGGCAGCUGCUGCAGCAAGCAGUGGAGCGGGUGAAGGCUGCAGGGCAGGCCGUCCCUCGUGUCCCUUCUGCACUAGCUCAACUUCUGCAGCAGCAGGCCACGUCCACUGUUGAAGGCGCCAAGGCUGCUGUAGGGGUGGCCCUGCAGCGAGGCACAGCUGCUGGAGAAGCGUCAGAUGGGGGGGUGGUGAGCCAAAUGAGGGAGCUCGGAAAGCGGUUGACAGGAACGCAGAAGCCACAAGAGGAAGCAGUCACACGCACUGUUGAAGCACAACACCGUGUCGGGGGGGACAAGGAUGGUGACGCAGGGAGCAGAGCAUCUGAGUUGGUGGAAGAAGCGAUGCAUGUUGGAGGGAGGCUUGUGGAGGGGGUGAAGAAGAAAGCACAUAAACGAAUGCACGAAGUUAAGGAAGUUGUGGAUCAGCUUAUGGAGAGGUGGUCCAAGAAAGGUGGUGCAACCCCUUAG